Etheostoma spectabile (orangethroat darter) is the source of this 6949-nucleotide messenger RNA. RefSeq names its product HEAT repeat containing 5a (gene heatr5a). The record is from RefSeq and is a predicted model, not a curated record. Gene Ontology annotation, biological process: endocytosis; intracellular protein localization; retrograde transport, endosome to Golgi. Gene Ontology annotation, cellular component: Golgi apparatus; endocytic vesicle; membrane. NCBI's taxonomy places the organism in Eukaryota, Metazoa, Chordata, Actinopteri, Perciformes, Percidae.
GCUAACUUGACAGUGGCGCUACUGCAGCUCGGCUGGACGGUCGCGUGAAGAGCGUCAAAACAAACGGAAAUUAACUUUCUGCUCUUUUGUUUCUGAACGGACUCACGCUUCGGAUUAACGGGUUUAACGGACACUAGCAGUGGGACAGACAGACUCGUCUCCAGUGGGACAGACAGACUCGUCUCCAGUGGGACAGACAGACUCGUCCUUCUGAGUCCCGGAUUUGGGGGAAUGGUGGCGCAGGGCGGGAGGCUACGCUGAGCGGAGGAGGAGGAGAGGAGGAGAGGAGGAGUAGAGGAGGAGGAGGAGAGCAGCAUGGAGCAGACCAGCAUGGAGCAGACCUCCAGCCUCCUGCUGAGCGAGGCGGUCUGCAGCCAGCUGCCUGAACACCAGCGACCUCUCAUCUUCCAGUGGCUCAGCCAGUGAAGAGAAGACUCCCCCACCCCCCGGGCCGAGAUCAGACAGAACCAGCGGCGCCUGGUCGAGCAGCUAUCGGACGUUCUGAUUGGCUCCCCCGGCCCGCCCACCCGCUGGCUGCUGGCCCACUGCGUGGCCCUGCUCUUCCGCCUGGGAGACCCCAUCGCUGCCAGCCUAUUGGUCGACAGGUGCAAUGACAUCAUCCGAAGCAAAGACGACUCUCCGUCGGGACUCCCGACCCGGCUGGCGGCCAUCGCGUGUCUCGGGUCUCUGUUCGAGCAGCUCGGCCGGAUGCUCAUCGGCUCCUUCAGAGACUCUCUGUCCAACCUGCUGAAGGCCAUGAAGACCGCCGAGUCUCAGGGCCGGUACGAGAUCACGCGGAGCUUGGAGAAGAUCCUGCGAGGUUUGGGGGCCAGCGCCGCGCCGGGUCACCGAGACGUCUACAAGGCGGCGAGGACCUGUCUGACGGACCGGUCCAUGGCGGUACGCUGCGCCGCUGCCGAGUGCCUGCUGGAGCUGCAGAGGGAGGCGGGGUUCCUGUGGACCAGCGAGCUGGAGAACGUGGCCUCGCUGUGCUUCAGGGCCUUCGAGGGAUCCAACCACAGCGUCCGAGCGUCAGUCGCCAGGCUGCUGGGGACUCUGCUGGCUGCAGCCGUGGAGCCCUCCCGGCAGACGCCCCCCCGCCAGGCCCCCGCCCCGCGGCCGGCUGGGCGGGGGCGGAGCUCCCUGGAGGAGGCGAUGGAUCUGUUGUCGGGGGGGUUCCUGCGGGGCGGGGGGGGUUUCCUCCGAGCCAGCGGAGACAGGCUGAAGGGGACGACCUCCGUCAGCAAGGACGUCCGCAUCGGAGUCACGCAGGCCUGCGUGGUCCUGGUCUCCAUCCUGGGGGGGUCCUGGUUGGAGGGGUCCCUCCCGUCCUUCCUGUCCCUGCUGAUGGAGCUGGCGUCCCACGGCCGGGCCACGCAGACGCCGGGCGACGCCGCGGUGACGCGCCGCUGCGUGUCCUUCGUCCUGAGGAGCACCCUGGGGUGCCUGCUGGGGGAGAAGGCUCAGACCAACGCCGCCAAGCAGCUCUGCGUCGCCGUGGCAACGCAGCAACGAGCCGUCGGUGAGCGCCGAGACCUCCGCCCAAAUAACCACGACUCAUCAUUAUCAACACCACUCUCAGCCAGUCAGCACACGCGGGUCUGCUGCCUCUGGAGCUGGGAGGACUGGUCCAGGUCUGGGACCACCCCCGCCCCCCUGCUCACUGACAGCAGCACAGCCCUCGUGGACACGGUGAUGUCCGUCCUCGUCCACCCCGCCGCCUCCGCCCGCCUGGCCGCCGCCUGGUGUCUGCGCUGUGUUGCCACGGCAAUGCCGUCCCAGGGUUCCCUGCUGCUGGACCGCUGUGCCGAGCGGCUGGGGGCGCUGAAGUCCUCCCCCGAGGCCGUGGCCGGGCACGGAGCCGCCGUCGCCGCCCUGGUGGCCGCCGUGCAGCACUGCCCCCUGGGAAUACCCCACACCAAAGGCAUGAUGGUGCUGUCACCUGGCGAAUACUGCUGCGUUACAGCGUCUCAGACAGUCCCUCAUGUCUCUGAAGAGGACUCGGGCCCGGGCACUGCUCGUUCCCCAGCGCACUCUGGUAAACACCACAUCCUCACCUCAGCUGGUUGUGUGGUGUUGCCCAGCAGUGUGGAGCACCACCUGGCCCGUUCCUCCUCCUGGGCGGUGUGUUCUCUGCUCUCUCAAGGGACACGAGAUGCGACAGCUGCGGCGAGGGACUACUUUAAAUGGCAGGUUUACGCUGGAGGGACUCCGGGCGCCUACUGUGCGAUGAAGAACCUGCUGCUGCACUGCGGGGAGCUGGUCACCGAUGACAUCAUCAGCCGGCUGCUCACGCCAUUGGCCUGCGCCGUGGCGCUGCUCACCAAGUCAGUCUCACACAACAGGGGUGGGGGGGGUCCUCUGGGUCCUCUAGGUGCUCUGGGUCCUCUGGGUGCUCUGGGUCCUCUGGGUUACCUGCCUCCUGAGGUCUUACAGCAGUUCAGUUCCCGCAGCUCGUCGGUCGUCUACAGACUCCGAGUCUACGAGCUGCUCGCUCUGCUGCCUCCUAACUCCUACCAAGAGAGUUUUGCGUUCGGAGCUCACGCUGCUGCCCCGCUUGCCCAGACGACCCACUGGGGGGGCCCCCCCCCCACCACCCCCCCCCACCCCCCCCCCACAUCUCCGGAGCGGCUCCAUGGCAGCAGUGUGGGCGGAGCCUCCCUGGACUACGAUGCCUUCAGCCUGUGUGAUCAGAGUGAUGAUGAAGAUCCUGCUCCUCUUCCUCCUCCCGUGGCCCUGACCGCCGCCGCCGUGCGCCUCUUCGGGGCGCUGCACCCCCACGUCAUCUCCGCCCAGAGGGUGAAGACAUUGGAGCAGUUUGUGGACACGGUGAACCAGCUGAAGGGUCAACGGCAGCAGACGGUCCAGACGCACGUCUGCGCCGCCCUCUGCAGUCUGCUCAAGCACCAGGCCGGUGUCCGGGGCUCCCUGGGCCCCGAGGAGGUGCGUCCCCCGGCGCUGUCCCUCCUGACGGGGGCGCUGGAGAGCACCAGUCCCCUGCUGCGCUGCCUGGCCGCCGAGGGCCUGGCCCGGCUGGUCCAGGUGGUCGGAGACGCCGGCUUCACCGUCUCCGUGUCCCUGCUCUGCUUUGACAGGCUGAAGACGGCGCGGGACGCAGCGUCUCGCAGCGGCUACGCCCUGGCGCUGGGGGCGCUGCAGCGCUACACCGGAGGUAUCAGCUCGCCCCAGCACCUGUCCACCUGCCUGGGGGUCCUGUUCACCCUGAGCCAGGACAGCACCUCCCCGGAGGUCCAGACCUGGUCCCUCCACAGUCUGUCCCUGGUGGUGGACAUGUCCGGGGGGUUGUACCGCCCCCACGCCGCGCCCUCCUUCGCCCUGGUGCUCCGCCUGCUGCUGUCGGCUCCGCCCACCCACCCCGAGGUGCACCACAGCCUGGGCCGCUGCCUGCACGCCCUCAUCACCUGCCUGGGCCCCGACCUGCAGGAUGAAGGAGCAGCAGUGUCCUCCCUGCGGUCCAGCUGUCUCCUGGGCUGUGCCGUGAUGCAGGACUGUCCCGACGUCCUGGUCCGGUCCAGAGCCGUCUCCUGUCUGCAGCAGCUGCACAUGUUCUCCCCCCGGCACGUCCAGCUGGACACACUCGUCCCCGCCCUCUGUGCCCACCUGUGCAGCUCGUACCUGUGCCUGCGGCGGGCCGUGGUGGCGUGUCUGCGGCAGCUGGUCCAGAGGGGGGCGCUGGAGGUCUCCCAGCACGCCGUGACCCUGGUCAAAGAGCUGCCCCGCCGAGACCACACACAGCUGGAAGUCACCAUAAAGGAGGUGGGUCUGGAGGGCGCCCUGUUCACCCUGCUGGACCGUGAGUCUGAUCCUGGUCUUCGGCGGGACCUCCAGGAGACUCUGGUCCACAUGAUGGGGUCCAGCUCCACCGACGGGAAGCUGGGACACUGGCUCAAAGUCUGCAAGGACGUCCUGUCUGCGGCCACCGACUGCACUGCUCCCGUGGAGGGCCGCCGCACUACGAGGAGCGGACUCCAGGAGAGACGACGCACUCUCCCCUUAGGGCUCGGGCGGAUGGCGGGGCCGUUCACGGCGCUGCGUGGGCCACGCGCAGAUUGCACGUGGUCGCUGUUAGGCGUGCGCAUCAUCUGGCUCAGUGUGACGGAGAGACCCGCCACGUUCAAACAUGGCGCUGGCUCAGGAGAGACGCCUGCACGACUCCACCGUGGCCUGGUUUAUGUUGUGUUUCUGGACCCCCCCCCCCCAGACUUCCUGGUGCUCCAUCUGGGCGAUCUGGUGCGCAUGGCGUUCAUGGCGGCGACGGACCACAGCGACCAGCUGCGGCUGGCAGGGCUCCAGAUGCUGCUGGAGAUCAUCAGACGCUUCUCAGCCGUCCCCGAACCCGAGUUCCCCGGCCACGUCAUCCUGGAGCAGUACCAGGCCAACGUGGGAGCUGCUCUCAGACCGGCCUUCAGUGCUGAUGCUCCUCCUGACGUCACCGCCAAAGCCUGCCAGGUGUGCAGCGCCUGGAUCGCCAGCGGUGUGGUCAGCGACCUGCGUGACCUGCGGCGAGUCCACCAGCUCCUGGCCUCCUCAUUGGCUAAAGUCCAGGCGGGGGGGGACACAUGCAGCCCGCUGUACAACGAGGCCACCGCUACCAUGGAAACGCUGGCCGUCCUGAAGGCCUGGGCCGAGGUUUACAUCGUAGCCGUUCAGAGGAGCCGUCAGAAGGAGAGCCCCGAUAGGAUAGCUGACGUGUCCGUCUCCUCCUUGGCCAAUCACGGCUCAGGCUCUGAGUCAGAAGGGGCGGGCCUACUAAAUCUGGUCCAAUCAGAUCUGUUGACCCUGAGCCGCCUGUGGCUGGCGGCGCUGCAAGACUACGCCAUGCUGACCCUGCCCCAGGAGAACGCUUCCCAGCUACCUGCCACAGGUAGGAGACGGGAGCCAAUCACAGCCAGAGGAUCUUUAACCAGCCAGAGAUCUAACUCGGCCGACCUCAUGUCUCCUCCUCCUGGGCUCCCAUGCUGCACGCCUCCUCCCUCUGCUGCACGCACCGGUUUUGUGAUGUCAGAGGACCCCCCUGUGAACCUGUCCAGACCGGCCACGCCCACCUCCAUGGGACACAGGGGGGGCGGAGCCAAGAGUCCCGAGGACGUCAACACCGACAGACUGCACCUCAUCCUGGGGAUCAGUGUGGAGUUCCUGUGUUCUCCGCACUCUGACAAGAUGGACAACAUCACUUCCUGUCUGCGAGCUCUGCAGGUGCUGCUGGACGUCCCCUGGCCCCGCGCCAAGAUCGGAAGCGACCAGCUCCUGGUGGCGUCUGCGCUGUCUGUCCUCUCCGAGCUGCCGUCCGUCUGCUCCCCGAAGGCAGCGCGUGUCCGUCCUCCCCACCGUCCUCUACCUGCUGCUGGGAUCCUCGCAGAGAUGACAGGUGCCUCGGCGGUGGCGGGGGGGGGCCCGGGUCCGGGUCCGGGUCCAGGCGCCGUGGUCCAGGCGGUUCUUCAGGCUCUGAAGGCGGUGGUGACGUCUCCGAUGAGCCGGCAGGAGAAGAGCCGCGGAGCCUGGACCCUCCUGCUGAGAUCUGGUCUGAGCACCCUGCUGGGCCUCUGGGACGCCGACGGGGUAGUGGACCAGGUCUGUCUCCUCUCAGCUCUGACUGUCUUCCUGGUUUUCAGUGGUCCGGGCGUCGUCACCGUGGAGCGCUGCACGCGCUCAGUCUGCACGCUUCACCUCCGCCAUGGAGUCCAAAGACCCCCUGGUGGUGAGCCGGUGUACCAGCUGUUGGGGUCUGUGUUCCAGACUCAGCACGGCGUUGCGGUCCCGUACAUCCGGGCCCUCGGACGCCGCUGGUUCGAUUCCUGCAGACGGGAGCGUCGUCGUCCUCAGAGCCCCGAGGAGUUGUUGGGGGUCCUGGAGGGAGUCCGGGCCCUGGAGGCCCUGGUCCAGGCUGCAGACCAGUCUCAGCGCGCCCCGCUGGUGGCCGUCCUGUUCCCUGUCCUCGUCUCCUUCCUGCUGGAUGAGAACGCUCUGGGCUCGGCGCCCGCCGCGUCCCGGUCUCUCCACCGGGCGGCGCUCAAGGACCUGAUGCGCCUCGGCCCGCAGCACUCGGCCGUGUUCAGGUCGCUCAUCGCCUCGUCUCCCCCCCUGAGGUCUCGUCUGGAAGCCGCCAUCAAGGGCAACCAGGAGAGCCUGAGCGCUAAAGCUAGCAGCGCUAACCCCCCCACCAAGUCCUCCCCCAGCAUCACGCUCAAAACCAACUUCCUGUGAGGUCACUUCCUGCUGCGUUCACUGACCCCUGGGAAUCUGGAGAGAGAGAACACGCCGCCAACAGACGCGUGACGAACUGGUCGUCCACCCUGGAUUAAUGUGUGUCCUGUCCCGGGGGACUGGAGGGGACCUGGCUCUCAAACGGGGGUCAGUGUCUCCCAAAAAGCCCAAAAUGACGUCCUCAAAUGUCUCGUUUUGUCCUCAACUCACGGAGGAGAGAAGACACUAGAAAAUAUUCACAUGUAACACGCUGACGUCACACAAGUCUUCCUGGUAUAUCAUGAAAAAUGACUCAAAGUGAAUAAUUAAAUUAAUUAUCUCAUAUCUAAUAGACUGUAUUCUAGAAAAACACUAAAUCCUGUGUGUACGUUACAGGCUGAGAGUCUGACCAAUCACAGGAGAGCAUCUCAGAGUCAGCUGAGGCGUCCUCCGACAGUUAGACUCCGCCCGCCUGGCGCUACGAGUACACCGAAACAAACGCUGCUGUUCCGUGGUCUGUCGAUGAAAGGGAGGCUUUUAUUUUGAAAUAAUUGUCCUCUCUGUGUACAUAUAAGUAGGAAAACAAGCUUCCUGUAUCGGCAGCAGUACGGCCCUCGACAGUUUCCGCCAUUUUUGAAGUUUUUGUGAAUGUUGUUUUUGACAUUUUUGUCCAGGUUUUUUUUCAGAUUUUUUUUAGAUUUGUUGUUGCAUUUAAACCUUUAUUCGACCGGACAUCUUAGACAUU